This is a messenger RNA of Cuscuta epithymum, 3931 nucleotides long. The record is from the annotation of a GenBank genome assembly. NCBI's taxonomy places the organism in Eukaryota, Viridiplantae, Streptophyta, Magnoliopsida, Solanales, Convolvulaceae.
GCCAAAUACUUGUAUUACGAGUAUCGGUAUUCAAAUACAAAUCUGAAUUACACUAUGUUUACAUUUUACAAGUCGGCAUAAAUUGUACAGAAAUUAUAAAAAAUAGUACCCCCUCCGUAUUUUUUUGUUUGCUGCAUUUUCUUUUUUUGGAUGUAUUCAAAAAUUUGCUACACUUUCCUUUUUUGGUAAGUUUUUCCUUUAAAAACACUCAAUUAUUCUUACGUUUUCUACCUUUUAUUUUUUUAUUUCAUACUUUUUUCCAUCUCUCAUAUUUUUUCUACACUAUUCAUUGUCCCUACCAUUUCACUCUUAAAAAAUGUGUCAAAAAAUGUGUCAAAAAAAUAUGGAGAGAGUAAUAAAACAUGAAUAAAUUUAGAGGAAAAGAAUUAGGAGUAUUACGCCCUUCUGAUUCGUGUCGGUUCGGCAAAUACAUCAAACGCUUCAAUAGGCCGGAGGCGAAACGUAGAAUUAUAGAAGUGAAGUAUUUGGAUUUACAUCUCCGGUUUGGAAUUUGAAUGGGUGGUUUCAGACAGUUAUUAAUUCGAAGAGUUCGGAAUCACAAAGUUUCUACUUCCUACUGGUAAAACCUUGUAAUUACGCCGGUUUUCCGAUCGAAAUGCCGCCGCUGCCAUCAUUGCCGGAUGAACUCAAAAUUGAAAUUCUCACCAGAUUACCCGUAAAGUCUCUGAUGCGUUUCACUGCAGUGAGUAAGUCAUGGCGCUCUCUCUUCACGGAUUCCGGAUUCGUCUCAGCACACCUGUCUAAAGGAGCUACCGAACAACUUUUCUGUAUAACUAAGACAGACCUGAAUACUCGUCGUUUUGCUCUUAUCAAAGAUGGAGAAAAUCUCGACGGCAAUCUCACGAUACAACUUGGACCAAUCGUCAAACCUGACAGGGAAUUCCCUCUUAGUUUUUUUUCUUUUUUCAAUCCCAAGGAUUCGGCAGAGAUCGAAAUCGUGGGCACUUUCGACGGAUUGCUUUGCUUAUGCUUUCUCCGUCCAGAUUCUCACCCCUUAAUUAUGUUAUGGAACCCUUCAAUUCGAAGACACUUGGUGUUACCACCUCCCUCCAUUCUCCCUCCUCCAAGGAAAGGUAGUCAUGCAAUCGGAUUUUGUGUAGCCAAGAACGGUGAUUAUAGUGUUGUGUGGGUCCAUGAAAAGCCUAUGUCUGUUGAAAUCUACUCUUUGAAUUCAGGUAAGUGGUCAAGUUAUUGUGAAGGGUAUGAUGCAUUGGGUUGGAUGUGAGGAUCUUGGAGUUUUUUCCUAAAUGAGGGUAGUUUUGAAUCUUAUUUCCCAAUUAAGGGUACUUUUAAACUUAUUUCCCAAAUGAGGGUAGUUUUUGCCUUGUCAUCCGAUUUUGCCACGUCACUUACUCUAGGUCAUCCACUAACCACUCCAUGUCAUCAACCAUCCUAUGUAAUCUCAUUUAGGUGUACUAAUAAAAAGUAUAAAAAAAUGAACCCACCAGGUAUUGAACUCUCAACCCCUUGCAUACACAAAUGGCUGGAAACCACUUGACUACAUUCUACAAUUAGUUCAAACUCUCACUUACACGUAUUUAAUUGGAGCUCGUAUUAUAUUUGUUUGAUGUAACUAAAUUUAAGUAAUUAACAUAUUCUUUUUUAAUGAAUUUUAUCAUAUUCGUUUAAAAUUAAUAUUAUUUCUUUAAUGUAAUUUUAAUUAAUAAAUGCUUAAUCUCAUAUGUGCAUUUAAAAAAUUAAGUUCAAGUAAAAGUUAUAACAAAAAUGUAAUUUGAUACUAGUACAUGCUAUUCAAGAAUAAUUUAACAUAAUUCUACACUAAAUAAAAUAUGAAAUAAAUAAAUGUCAUUCUAGGAGUAAUCUACUUCGGACUUAAAAAAACUUAUGUCAUGAGUAUCAAAAUCAUGUAUUUUAGUGUUGGGAUAUUUUAUUUUUUGUACACGAAAUUCAGUGUAAACAAAUCAUAUAUUUUUAUAUAUUUUACAUUAAUAAUACUUCCUCCAGAUUUUAAAAGUUGCAACAUUGAGAUUUCUGUACUAUUCAUCUACCUAACUUUGACUACGAUUUUUCAAUAAUAUACACAAUCAAAUUAUUAUGUAUAAAUGUUAUUAAAUCUAUAUUAAUGUAAAUUUUCAAAUAUUAACUUUUUUUAAUGUUUACUAAUAAGUAAUUAAAUAUAACUAAUGUCAAAAUUGUGUGUUGGCGAACAUGAAAGUCAAACUGUUGCAACUUUAAAAAAAUGAAAGAUAGUAUAAGAUUUUUAUUAAAUUAGUGGUGAGUUAGAGUCUAUCAUGACAUUUAUUUCUUUCAUAUUUUAUUUAGUGUAGAGUUAUUUAAUAAAGAUUAUUUGGAUGGGUUUUACUUUUUAAUUUCAUAUUUCAAAAUAAAUAUUUUAUCAUAUUCUCUAACUUUUUUUAGGAAAGAGAAGUGUAGGUUUAAAGAAACCAUUAGUGCACGAGUGAAAUUGGUAUACUAUUAACUUAAAUAUAGAUUCCGUCUAUAUUAAAUACUCAUAAAGCAAGAAUUGUACCAAUGCUUGAGAUUAGCAUAUUGGUCGCUUGUGCAGAUUGGUUCAAGCAGGUUGGGGGAUCGAUCCCUUCCUGAUCCGAUUUUUUUUAUAUUUUAUUAGCACACUUUAUGAGGUAAACAUACAAUUGUGGAUGACAUGGAGUGACUGGUGGAUGACCAAGAAUAGUGACGUGGCAAAAUCGGUGACAUGCCAAAAAAUAACCUUCAUUUGGGAAAUAAGUUUAAAACUACCCUUAUUUGGGAAAUAAGAUUUCAAACUACCCCUAUUUAGGAAAAAACUCGAGGAUCUUGAGGAUGACUACAUGUACAUUAGUCGUACAAUCACUUCACUUGACAUAAAUGAAGAGAUAUUAAGAAACAUACCAAUCCCGGAAAAGUUAAAAUAUUUUGGAGAGGAUGUAAGUACAAGUAUUGCUCUAGUUAGGGAGUCACUUGGUAUGAUGGAGAUGUAUAAUCAUUUUGAAUGUGACAUUUGGGUGAUGCAUGAAUAUGGAAAUAUUGACUCCUGGACUUGGCUAUAUAAAAUUGAUUUCAUGUCAACAUAUGAUGAUUGGCCGCUACCUAUAGUAUACGCAUUGAACACUUGGAAGAAUGAAGGGGUUUUUUCCGGGUCACGGCUACUCCUAUAUUUUGUGGAUGAUAAUCCGUACAUUGUGCCGGAUGGGGAAUAUGGUGACCAUCAUCUUGACUAUGUAACUAAGUAUUUUGAGAGCCUUGUUUUGCUCGGAAACAAAGAUGCCAUUGCAGAUGUGCAUUUGCUUCACGUUGUUGCAGAUUCAGGGCGCAUGGAAGAGGAGAAUGCAGGUGGUGGACAAGCGAUAUAGCACUUCAACGGCAGAGAUUUAUAAUACUCCAAAUGGUAUCAGAUAUAAGCUACAUCAAAGAUGGGAAAUUGUGAACUGUAAAUUUUACAUUAGCAUAAAUAAGUUCAUGAUGCCUCUACGCAGUAGAGUAUAGCUUUCGGUAUGAUAGUAGCAUAGUUAUUCUCAGGUAGUCCAUUCUGUGGUGGCAGUGCUUCAUGCGUGAUUGCGUUUUUAACAAUAUCAUGUUUAGUUUCUUGUUAUAUGAUAUUGUUAUGCUUAAAUAUCUUUAAGUGUGCAUAGGUUUUCAACAAAUGCCUAAGUGUUCCAUUUUGUUUUGGAGCAUAUUUUAGGCAUGUGGUAUAAGAGUUGUUUCCUUCUUUGGAUUUGAUGGCCGAAACUAUAUAAGAGGAAGAUGCAAAAGUUCAUUCAAGCUGUAGGAACCUUUUUUGCAUCAGGGUAGGAAGUUCCACCAAACUACUAGAAGUAGCAUUGCUUGUUAGCUCUCUCAUGGUUUUUGCAUUGGGAUUUAGUAACGGUUAGCUGUCACAUAACAUCACGCUAUUGAAGAGAGGCUCUAGGGACUUGGUACUUCUAGCGCCAUUUAAUGAGAGUUGAAA